CAGUCUGUACCAUGAAAUUUAUUCUUGUUGCCGUGUUUGCCUGCGUGGCUGCUGCCGCUCCCCAGGGAUAUGAAGCCCCUGCACAGUCUCGGCGUGACUCCGAUGAAGUGCCCAUCCUGAGGGACGACCGCGUGAUCGAGAACGACGGAAGGUACAACUUCGACGUGGAAACAGGAGACGGCAUCGUGGUGUCAGAGUCUGGAGCUCCCAGCGCAGACGGAGGCAUCAACAGUGCUGGUUCAUACUCCUACACUGCUCCUGACGGCACUCCCGUCCACGUUGAGUUCGUGGCUGACGAGAAGGGCUUCCAGCCUCAGUCCGACCUCCUGCCCGUGGCUCCCGAGUUCCCCCACCCCAUCCCCGAUUUCGUCCUCGAUCAGAUUGCCUUCGCCGCUGAGGAGGAUGCCCGUAGAGCCAAGGAACCUUCCAACAGAUACAGAAUUUCAUGCUCCAAUGAUGCAAAACUUGACGAAGAGGAAAUAGAAGAUGAUUCAGAAAUCGAAGUCACCAGAGUGGACGACUGUCAAUGGUUUGGUAUUGAUGGCAUUUCUACGAAACCUGUCUCAAUGUCCUUUGUUUCUAAAGGUGACGACAUAGAAGAUGAAGGUGAAAAGAUGAAUAGAAAUGAGGCGACAAGUAUGAGAGUCAAGGAGAGCCACAGAGUGCCCACGUUCAUGGAACACCUGACUUGGCACUGGGCAUCCAGGCGUGACAUCUGCAGAUAUGAAGCAUCUGGAAGCAUGGCAGUUGAUCAAGGGGGGACUAGUGUUGCCAGUCACUUCGAGGAGCAUCAGUUCUUCACGGUCUCCAACAACAUGAAGUUUGUAGUCCUCGCUCUCCUGGCCGCCGUGGCCACCGCCGUCCCAGUUUAUGAUGGUUCACAGGCUCGCUUCGACUCCGGCGAGGUGGUGGCCAUCCUGAGGGACGACCGCGUGAUCGAGGACGACGGAAGGUACAACUUCGACAUGGAGGCUGGCAACGGCAUCGUCAUGUCUGAGUCUGGCUCUCCCGGUCUGGAGGGUGCCAUCGUCAGUGCCGGUUCCUACUCAUACACCGCUCCUGACGGCACCCCAGUUGUCGUCAAGUACGUGGCUGACGAGAACGGCUUCCAGCCCCAGUCCGACCUCCUGCCCGUGGCCCCCGAGUUCCCCCACCCGAUCCCUCAGUUCGUUCUCGACCAGAUCGCCUUCGCCGCUGAGGAGGACGCACGCAGGGCCAAGGAACCCUCCAGUAGAUAUGGAGCUCCUCAGUAAUUUAGUGGUCUUAACAAAGAACUAAUUUAUCUUACUGAAGAUUUUCAAGCCAAUGUAUUUAUUAAUUUAUUGCUCAUUUCAUACAAAUAAAACUAAAAAUAAG
This is a messenger RNA of Penaeus chinensis, 1356 nucleotides long. RefSeq lists its product as uncharacterized. The record is from RefSeq and is a predicted model, not a curated record. Lineage: Eukaryota; Metazoa; Arthropoda; Malacostraca; Decapoda; Penaeidae. The transcript has 9 exons. The coding region runs from base 12 to 1253 and encodes 413 amino acids. Gene Ontology annotation, molecular function: structural constituent of chitin-based larval cuticle. Gene Ontology annotation, cellular component: chitin-based extracellular matrix.